Messenger RNA from Anoplophora glabripennis (Asian longhorned beetle), 354 nucleotides. RefSeq names its product tau-stichotoxin-Hcr2c-like. Gene Ontology annotation, molecular function: serine-type endopeptidase inhibitor activity. Bases 35 to 304 code for a protein of 89 amino acids. The record is from RefSeq and is a predicted model, not a curated record. Lineage: Eukaryota; Metazoa; Arthropoda; Insecta; Coleoptera; Cerambycidae. The transcript is spliced from 2 exons.
UAAGAUGGCAUUCGUGUUAUGAGUUGAGAGAAUAAUGUUUCCCAUAUCUAAAUUUUUUGUUAAUUUGUUGCUAAUUUUCUUGGCUCUACAAAUAUUUAGUGUGUCCUGCUUUAGUGUAGAAGACUGCCUGAAAGAUACACAAGAAGGGCCAGAAUUAUGUGAAGCUUAUAUAAAAGUUUUCAAAUGGGACGACGACCUUAAAAAAUGUGAACCUGCAAUAUACGGAGGUUGCUAUGCAACAAGCAAUAAUUUUGAGACUAUAGAACAAUGUCAAAAUAUUGCGGAACCUGUGUGUGCAAAAUAAUCGUCAAAUUGUUAAAAUAAUGAAUUUAAAUAAACAUUAAUGUUGAAAAA